Molecule: messenger RNA, 1152 nt
Organism: Knipowitschia caucasica
Lineage: Eukaryota; Metazoa; Chordata; Actinopteri; Gobiiformes; Gobiidae
Source: the annotation of a GenBank genome assembly
AUGAGAAGAGUCACUCUCUUUGUCAGCGGGUCCAAUACCAAUGGAAAAGUCGCUGUAUGCGGUUCUAUGGAGGACCUACUUUCUGCUGCCAGCUCUAAACUCGGCAUCAGGGCUUCUUGUGUGUACAAUGCUGACGGUGGUCUUAUAGAUGACAUAACAAUUAUAAGGGAUGAUGAUGUCCUCUAUGUAUCAGAGGGAGAGUUCAAAGAGGAGGAAAAAGUAACCAAAGGUGGUGAGAUGCACACUGACUGGUUAACGCUCAAUGUUGGUGGCCGUCACUUCACCACUACAAGGAGUACUUUGGUUAAUAAACAACCAGACAGCAUGCUUGCCCAUAUGUUCAGAGAAAAAGAUGUGUGGGGAAACAAGCAGGACUCUAAAGGGGCCUUUCUGAUUGACAGAAGUCCUGAUUACUUUGAGCCUAUUCUCAACUACUUGAGACAUGGGCAGCUUAUCAUCAACAAAGGGAUAAAUCCUCUGGGCGUGCUAGAGGAGGCUCGAUUCUUUGGCAUUGAGCAGCUGGCUGAACAGCUUGAGACUUUCAUAAAGUCCUCUCAAUCUCCGGAUGACCACUCACCUCUGAGCCGAAAAGAAUUUAUUAGAUACUUGUUGGCCACAACAACUAAGGCAGAGCUACGUUGUCAGGGUUUGAAUUUCAAUGGUACAGAUUUGUCUCGUCUGGAUUUGCGCUACAUCAACUUUAAGAUGGCUAAUUUAAGAGGAGCUAAUUUAACGAACGCUAACCUCAGUGGAGCAAAUCUGGAGAGAGCCGACCUCUCAAUGGCCUGCUUGGACGGCGCCAAUUUACAAGGAGUAAAAAUGCUCUGCACUAAUGCUGAAGGAGCGUCUCUCAAAAGUUGUAACUUUGAGGAUCCUGCUGGCAGCAAAGCCAAUCUAGAGGGAGCCAAUCUGAAGGGCGUGGACAUGGAGGGAAGUCAGAUGACGGGUAUUAACCUGCGAGUCGCUACACUGAAAAAUGCUAAGUUAAAGAACUGUAAUCUGAGAGGAGCCACACUGGCUGGAACAGACCUGGAGAACUGUGACCUGUCUGGAUGUGACCUUCAGGAGGCCAACCUGAGGGGUUCCAAUGUGAAAGGGGCCAUCUUUGAGGAGAUGCUCACUCCUCUGCACAUGUCCCAAAGUGUUCGCUGA